Messenger RNA from Capsella rubella, 1096 nucleotides. RefSeq names its product zinc finger protein ZAT5. Lineage: Eukaryota; Viridiplantae; Streptophyta; Magnoliopsida; Brassicales; Brassicaceae. The transcript has a single exon. Bases 165 to 1025 code for a protein of 286 amino acids. The record is from RefSeq and is a predicted model, not a curated record.
UAUAAAUAUAGAUAGAUACUAAGACAUAUAAACCAAACCCACCAAACACUCUUUGAUACUUCUCUCUCUCUCUCCCUCUCUUCAUAAAAUACAUAUAUACCUCGAUCUCUUUGUGUUCUUGAUAUUAAUACAGAGAGCCAAUCAAAUUAAAGAUCGAGGAUAUCAUGACAAGUGUUCUUGAGGAGAGUGGAGAGCAAGCUCGUCUUGUUCUUCUCAUCAAGGGCAAACGCACCAAACGUCAGCGCUCUGCUUCUCCUCUUAUGACUGCAGUAUCCAGCGUUUGCAGCGGUGAGCGAUCGUCGCUGGUGGAGGCGAGAGAAGAAGAAGCUGCUGGUGAAGUCGAAUUCCAAGGAGCUACCGAUGAAGACGAAGACAUGGCGAACUGUCUGAUGCUAUUGUCGCAAGGACAUAAGGCUAAGAGCAGCGGCGAUCAUAAAUUGGGUUUCUUUAGCAACAAGAAACCGGUGGCUUCUCUAGGGUUAGGUCUAGACGGUGUUUACCAGUGCAAAACGUGCGAUAAAAGCUUCCAUUCGUUCCAAGCGCUAGGAGGGCACAGGGCUAGUCACAAGAAGCCCAAACUUGGAGCAAGCGUUGUUUUCAAAUGCGAAGAGAAGAAGACCGCAUCUGUGUCUGCGGUUGAAACGGUGGAAGCUGGAGCUGUAGGAAGCUUUCUUUCUCUACAAGUGACUAGCAGUGACGGUAACAAGAAACCGGAGAAAACACACGAAUGUUCGAUCUGCAAGGCCGAGUUCUCUUCAGGACAAGCCUUAGGAGGUCACAUGAGGAGACAUAGAGGCUUAACAGUAAACGCAAACGCAGCUUCAACAAUCAAAACAGUGAUAUCAUCAUCAAGUCAUCAUCAUGAAGAAUCCAUACGGCCAAAGACCUUUCUCCAAUUAGAUCUAAAUCUUCCAGCGCCAGAAGAUGAACGCUGCUGCGAGAAACCAAAAUUCACGUUUGCGUCCAAAGAUCAGAUUCUUCUCUUCGCGGCAGCGUCCAAUUCUUUGAUUGAUUGUCAUCACUAAUUAAGUAGUUCUCUGUAAUUACUUUUUAUGACCUUGAUAUAUUUUAAUCAUUAACCCUCUUCUUAUUAUGA